Physeter macrocephalus (sperm whale) is the source of this 4682-nucleotide messenger RNA. It is a transcript of the gene CDCA5, whose product is annotated as cell division cycle associated 5. NCBI's taxonomy places the organism in Eukaryota, Metazoa, Chordata, Mammalia, Artiodactyla, Physeteridae. Bases 8 to 769 code for a protein of 253 amino acids. Gene Ontology annotation, cellular component: nucleus. Gene Ontology annotation, biological process: mitotic sister chromatid cohesion; double-strand break repair; positive regulation of exit from mitosis. The record is from RefSeq and is a predicted model, not a curated record. The transcript is spliced from 6 exons.
GCUAGACAUGUCCCAGAGGCGAACCCGGUCCGGAGGGGACGCCCAGUGCUCCGGGCCCAGCGCCCCAACUUCCACUCAGUCUCUAAGGAGGUCCCAGCGGAAAUCAGGCUCUGAUCUCCCAAGCAUGCUCCCGGAAAUCUGGCCUAAGGCACCCCAGGCGGCUCCAGUCAGAAAGCCCAUCGUCUUGAAGAAGAUCGUGGCCCGUACUGUAGAGAUGCCGUCUGUUCAUUCGCCUCGAAGGAGCCCCCGGAUCGCUGUUUUUUUGGAUAAAGAAAACAACCCUCCUAGCAAGGAGCCUACUCGGGAGGACCUCUUCCAGACAUGCAGUGUCCCUGUCACCUCUGCCUCCACUCCUGUGCUGUGCUCCCUGAAUGCUGAGUCCGACUCCGGGGAAGGAGACCUGGACGCCAGAGACUUGGAAAUGUCAAAGAAAGUCAGGCGAUCCUACAGCCGCCUGGAGACUCUUGGCUCUGCCUCCACCUCCACCCCAGGCCGCCGGUCCUGCUUUGGCUUUGAGGGGCUGCUGGCGACAGAAGACCUGGCUGGAGUCUCGCCUGUGGUGGGUUCAAAGUUAACUGAGGUCCCCAGGGUCCCUGUGAAGCCCUGGGCCCCAGACACAACUCUCCCUGGAAUCUCUCCGCCGGCCGUGAAAGAGAAACGAAAGAAGAGGAAGGUGCCGGAGAUCUUGAAAUCGGAGCUGGAUGAGUGGGCCGCGGCCAUGAAUGCUGAGUUUGAAGCUGCUGAGCAGUUUGAUCUCCUGGUUGAAUGAGAUGAAGUGGGGGUGUCCCUGGCCAGACUCCCCUCCUCCCCCUGUACAUAGUCCCCUCUCCCUGUGGAGAAGACACUUGGGGUCCCCUCCCCUGGUCUCGUUACCUGUGCGUGGGCUGUUGCUGCACAUGAGGCCUGUCCUCUGAGGGCUGGCACGGUGGCAGCAGCCGUUUCAGCUUGAGGAAAUGGGGCCCGCCUGGCCCAGCCCCACACUGGUGUCCUGUCUGUAGUCAGUCACCUACCAUCCUUUCCCCACUACGUCCCAGAGUAUCCCAGCCGGCUUCCAGUCGGGCCUCAGACUAGGGAGUAGGAAUCACUGGCCCAGCCAAAGAGGUUAAAGGGCUGGGGGCCGGGGGUGAGAGAGAGCACCUCUGCUCUCGUAGGGAAAUGUGGCCACUCUGCAGCAGCCCCACCAGAGAUGGCUGCCGGGGGCCACAGCCAGCCUCGGGCUUUCUCUACUGAGUUGCCUCUGCUGGGGCUUGUCCCAGCCAUGAGCGCAUCUAGGUAACGAGGCUUGGGUUUCCUCUUAGAUUCUGUAGGUGGUCCGGGAGGACUGUGGCCAUGGAAUGGAGACAAUUCUAUCCGUGAGGAAGAAGCAGAAUAUUCAGCCUAUAGUCUUAAGUUUUGAAGGCGGGAGGGAAGCCUUUGUUGGGUCUCAGACUGUAAAUGUCUGCUGCACAAUAGCUGUGUUUUAUAGUUCUGUGUGCUGUUGCUGAGAUGUUCGGUUAAAUGCAGGCUGAUGGAGCAGUGGCUGCUUGGGGAGAGAAGGUGUCUCCAGACCCCCCAGAACCUGGCUCAGGGCAUCUGGACUGAUAACUGCAGAGAGCAGGAAGGGGCCCACGGCAGGAGGCGCCCCCUCUUAUCGCUCAUACCUAUUUUUUACAAAACGAAGCGUACAGCGUCUACUUAGCUCUAGAAGAAGAACUUAGGAGUGGAAUGGUCCUGGUGACAUUAGCAUUUCGUAAAGUUCUAGGAAGCUUUUCUCACGUGCCAGAAAGGGGCCAGGGUUGAUAGCAGUUUUAACUUUCAGCUUCCUUAGUGUCCUCUCACGGGAGGACACUGCCUGAGGUAGGUGCUAGGAGUUGAACUAGGGGGAGGGUGGGGUCAUCUCAUUGUCUCUGGGGAUCCCCACUCCCCUAGCCCCUGUUUCUCCUUUCUCAAUAUUGUUAACAAUAUUCUCAAUAUUGUUAAAAGGUGAGCUUUCAAAGGCUGCCCAACCACAGCUUCCGCCAUAGCCCAGGGCUUUGUGCCUUUUGAUGUUUACAGGUUCAUGGAAGUAGGGGAUGAGAGGAGUGUGGAGAGGCUAGUGGAUAGCAGAGAAUAUCAGGGAAGAUGAGUGCUUGCUUGGUUAGGGUCUCUGAAAUGGCAAAGGCCUGGUGGGUGCUAGUUAAACUCUUUGCAAGGCCUAGGAGUCCUGAAGAGUCUUGUCCUCGCUGGCUGGCGGGACAACUCCUGGAAAAUGUCUUAGUCCUGCAGAAUCGGGAGUAGCCAAACGAUAUUGAGUUGAUGUCAUGACUGCAAACUUCUCUCUGUCCCUGAAAAACUAAGAAUGGAGUUUAAGGAAAAACUGGGGUUUGUUUUUUAAAGAAAACAACAAUUAAAGAGUUUCUGCCUGUUCGUAGACUUUCUUUUGUUGGGUCAAAGGCAGAGCUGAAGGUGUGGGACCCAGGAAGCCAUGCCUUCUUUGGGCUGUGUCACCAGGGUUGUCCCUUUGUAUGGGGGGCUGCCAGCCUGGCCUCCAGUAGCCUGUGGUAGAUCACUCCCACCCCCGCCCCACCCCCAGGUCUGUUUUUUCUGUCCAGUCACUCACCCACUCCUCUAAGAAGGGGAGCCCCGUACUCUCCUGUCCCAGGAGGAAAGAAGUCUGUCUGGGGUGAGGCUGCUAAGAGCUUCGCUUAGUGCCUGGGAACCAACCCUCCACCCCACCCCGAGUCCAGCUCUUAUUCCCGCCCCCUCUCCCUGACAGACUCCUGUGAAGGAGCCGGUUCCUCACACAUUGGCCCAGCCUGGGUGCUCUACAGCAGUGGGUGCAGAACCCCAUGGGGAGCCAGUCAAAGGUGCGACUCCCAGGAAUUAUCGCACUCGGCCAGAGGAGGCCCAGGGACAUACGUGCACCUUGAUGCAGGUGUCACAACCACUGUCCUUCCCCUCAUCCUUCCUACGCUUGUCCUUGCCUCCUAGUCCUUAGAACAAAUUAAGGCCUUUAAAUUCUUUAAUUCUCCCUAAACCUCCCCACUUCUACCUCCUUCCCUUACCCAGAGGAGAGCAGGCUCCUCUUUUCAAGGCCAAGCUUUGCAUUUUGGCUUUUGAUCCAAUUCCCUCAUCUCUGAGACCUUGUUCCUCUUUCUCCUACAAGUCUUAAACAGGUUUAUGUUCAUUUUAUUGUUAAAAACAACCACCCUAAUCCUAACCAAAAAAUUUUGUCCAGCAUCUGUUUUCAGCUACUAUUAUGCUUUUUAAGGUUAAGCUCCUUGAAAAAUGUUCAAAAGUUGCUUUCUGCUUCUGUUUCAUUUACUUUGGAUGCCCUCGUCACUCCAUUUACUGCUUGGGCAGAAGUAACCAGUGACCCCCUAAUGCCCAGUGCUAAAGACUCGGGCCUCUGUAGCCUUGGCGGAGAACACCUUCUUGGGGCCAUGGCACUGCUGGCCCCUCUUUCUUGGAUUCCUCUGAAAUAUCAGGACACCCAGGUCCAGUCCUGGACCCUCUUUCCAAUCUGCUUGCUCUCUCUGGGCCACCUCCUUGCUCAAGACUUGCUAGUCUAUCUCCAAACCAUACCUCUCUCCUGGGCUUCAAACUGGAAUCUAGAACUGUCUUCUAAAACUGUAUCUCAAAAGAUUAAAAAAAAAAAGAAAAUUGUAUCUCAACUCAGAAGUCAUCGCAAAUUCAUCGCAAAUUCAGCUCAUCCACCAGCUUGCCUUUUCCUGUGCUCCCCCUGAUGUUAGCAACACCACCGGCUGACCCGAGUCGCACAAGCCAGGAAACUGGGGGUCCUCUGCAGCUCUACCCUCUCCUUUACCCCAUCCCAUCAGCCCCACUCUCAACAUCCCUCCAUCCCCAUGGCCACUGGACAGUUGCUCUGGCCUAGUGGGUCUUCUUCCCUUUACUCUCACCUCUCCAAACUGUCCACACUGUGGCCAGAAUGAGUUUUCUAGGAGACAAAAAUAUGAUGCUGUUUCUCCCCUGCUUAAAACCCCUUGAUACAAUUCAUUUCUGGGUAUGAUACCCAAAAGAAUUGAAAGCAGGGUCUUAAGAUAUUUGUACACCCAUGUUCAUAACAGCAUUAUUUACAAUUGCCAAAAGGUGGAAAUAACACAAAUAUCCAUCAAUGGAUGAAUGGAUAAACAAAAUGCAAUGUAGAGGUACAAUAGAAUAUUCAGCCUUCAAAAGGAAUGAUGUUCUGCCACAUGCUACAACAUGGAUGAACCUUGAAAACAUGCUGUGUUUAACAGGGACAGAGUUUCACUUUGGGAAGAUGAAAAAGUUCUGGAGGUGGAUGAUGGUGAUGGUUGCACAGCAAUGCAAGUGUGCUUAAUGCUACUGAACUGUACACUUAAAAUGGUAAAUUUUAUGUACUUUGCCGCAAUAAAUUUAAAAAAAAAACCAACCCUUUGGUGACUUCCCCUUGUCCAUGCAGUCGUGUAAUGGAUGGUUAUUGGGUUUUGGCUGCCCUCUCUCAACCUCUACAAAUGCGCUGACUGCAAGACGCCACUUCCCUCCGUGGGCAUGAAGAGGCCAGACACUUGCUCCCCGUGAUCCCAGCAACCAGGACAUAGGCAUCUCACCUGAGCUCAGCCAAUCAGAUUUUGCAUGAGGACCUGGAACGAGGACCAGGAAGAGAGGGAAGGAAAAUUGAGGAUUCAGCGAGGUGGUGGCCUCACGUGUCCAGCGGCAGCCCUGGGCCUCCGCCGCCGUCC